Bipolaris victoriae FI3 is the source of this 1227-nucleotide messenger RNA. RefSeq lists its product as hypothetical. The coding region runs from base 1 to 1227 and encodes 408 amino acids. NCBI's taxonomy places the organism in Eukaryota, Fungi, Ascomycota, Dothideomycetes, Pleosporales, Pleosporaceae. The record is from RefSeq and is a predicted model, not a curated record. The transcript has a single exon. Gene Ontology annotation, molecular function: ubiquitin protein ligase activity.
AUGACUCUAAACAUUUCCAGGCACCCUUUUGUUGACUCGAACACACGUAGCCGUCAGCAAUGGUGCCCAAGAGACGUCCUAGGUCUCUGCGAUGAUAAUCGUUGCGUUGGUUACGCCCCCUCCAAGCGUCGCAAAUGCCUGGCACACAUAAAUUAUUGGUCCUGGAGUAUGAUGAGAUCAAUCAUGGACGAUAUGUCACAACAGCCGCCCGAUCCUACAAUUCUACGGCCUCAGCUUGAACGUCUUGCUAGCUAUGGACUCUGUGUACGUUACCAUCAACAACAGGUUGAUUCCAUGGUGUACAAGUGGAGCAGCAAGAUAUACGCAGCUUUUCCAACUGGCAGGGUUUCAGUCAGUAAUUCAUCGCCAUCCAACAUAACGGCAUCGCCCAUAUCGUCCACUACGUCUCUUCAGCCUGAGAACCUCCGCGACAUGAUACAGGAGACGAUGAGGUGUACGAACGAACUCCUGGAGAUUUUAUCGAACAAUCAUCCACCAGUGCAGACAACGUCCAUGACUAGCACCUCAGUAUCUGAAAUUUCUUCACCAGCGCCGUCACGACGUUCCUCGAUACCAUCCGACUCGAACGAGGACUCUACAACUUCAUCCACCAGUGAUUCCACAGAAUUGACACCUCAGACUGUCACUCCACCAAGUUCUAUCUCUCAAAUCUCAAGAACAGCUACACCCUCAUCCGCAGACAACGCAACGGAUCCCCUCACAUCAUCACCAUCCCCUCUCCAACCACAGCCUUGCACCCGUCCCCACGCCCGUCGCAUCCUCCUCUCCGAUCCCUGCCCAAUCUGCCACGAAGGCGGUCCUCUCUCCAACUCCCCCGCCGCAGACCUAGUCUGGUGCAAAUCCAGCUGCGGCCGUCCCGUCCACAAAUCCUGCUUCGAAGCCUGGCGCACACAACGCGAACAAGAUGGUCGGAACCCUACCUGCGUUAUCUGUCGCGCAGACUGGGAUGAUGAGUGCGACUGCCAAGGUUGUCAUCAUGUUCCGCGGCGAUCUGGUGACACAGCGUGCGCAAUAUGUCUUGAUGCGCUAGAUGCAGCAUCAGAGGCUGAAGAAGAAGAGACUGUGUGGUGUAAAGACGGGUGCGGGAAGAGUGUGCAUAGGGUUUGUUUUGAGGUUUGGGAAUGGCAUUGUGCGGAUGCUGGGAGGGAUGCGACGUGUGUGUUGUGUCGUGCGACUUGGAAUACGGACUGCUCGUGUCAGUAUUGA